AAAUUCCCUUUGACCUUUAACCUUGUCAUCGAAACUGUAGAAUCUGUAAACAUCAUGAGUAGAUUUCAAAUCUGUGAAAGUAUGUAAGAAAAUAAACGUCCUUGUGCAAUUCCUGAGGGCUAUUGUCUUCUUGUAUGUGUAAUUUUUGAUGAAACGUUAAAGUUACAGGAUCGUGACAGAAGGCAGAAUGAAGGUCCUUUUGUUAAAAGAUCCCAAGGAUGGAGACAGCGGUCCAGACCCAUAUAUUAAGGAAUUAGAGUCUCGGGGGCACACAGCUACUUUGAUCCCGGCCUUGUCUUUUGAAUUUGUAUCUCUCAACAUAUUUUUAGAAAAGCUUUCACACCCUGAGAAAUAUAAUGGUUUAAUUUUUACAAGUCCGAGAGCAGUUGAAGCUGUACAACUCAGUUUAAAAGAAAAUGAUUUCAGAAAAGAAUGGAUUGAAAAUCUAAAGGAACAGUGGAACACAAAAAGCAUAUAUGUUGUAGGAAAAGCAACAGCAACUCUGGUUGGAGAGCUAGGUUUGACUCCACAAGGUGAAGAUACAGGGAAUGCAGAGACUCUUUCCAAGUAUAUCUGCAAAAAAAAAGGAAGUAUUUUGCUCCCUCUUCUUUUCCCAUGUGGAUCAUUAAAAAGAGAAGUUCUGCCAAAAGCAUUGAAAGAAAAUGGUAUCCCUUUGGAAAGUGUUACUGUUUAUCAGACCACCCAACAUCCUGAUCUGCAGAAAGAAAUGAAAAAUUUUUUCUCUAAGCAGGGUAUACCAGCAGUGAUUGCAUUUUUCAGCCCUUCUGGGGUUAAGUUUUGUCUAAAACAUCUUCAGGGAUUAUAUCCAAAUUUCACUGACCAGAUAAAGUUUGCAGCAAUUGGACCAACCACGGCUGAUGCCCUAAAAGCAGAAGGUUUAACAGUCAGUUGCACAGCUAAAAGGCCCACAGCACAGGACCUGGCAGAUGGGAUUUCAGACAUUCUUCAAUAAAUUGGGGAUGUAGUGCAGUAAUUCAGUUUUGGUAAAGAGAAAUCUAGCAUUUCUGAAAGAAAAUGUAAAGAUAGAAUCACUUGUAAAAUCAGGAAUUAUAUAAACUCAGACAAUAGUUAUAUUAAGUAGAUGUUUUCAAAUUUCUGUAAAAAAUAUAUUAGUGUUGUAUGAAUUACUAUAUUAAAUAUUCAUUUCUAUA
Messenger RNA from Erpetoichthys calabaricus (reedfish), 1172 nucleotides. It is a transcript of the gene uros, whose product is annotated as uroporphyrinogen III synthase. Gene Ontology annotation, biological process: uroporphyrinogen III biosynthetic process. Lineage: Eukaryota; Metazoa; Chordata; Cladistia; Polypteriformes; Polypteridae. The record is from RefSeq and is a predicted model, not a curated record. Gene Ontology annotation, molecular function: uroporphyrinogen-III synthase activity. The transcript has 10 exons. The coding region runs from base 188 to 973 and encodes 261 amino acids.